Molecule: messenger RNA, 936 nt
Organism: Lindgomyces ingoldianus
Lineage: Eukaryota; Fungi; Ascomycota; Dothideomycetes; Pleosporales; Lindgomycetaceae
Exons: 6
Coding region: 1-936 (311 amino acids)
Source: RefSeq, a predicted model, not a curated record
AUGUACUCCACCUUUGCAUUUGCACUAGUUGCUAGCACCUUCGUCGCCGCCAGCAUCCCGAACCGGGUUUAUACUGAUACGGAAUGCAAAGUCUGUCCAUACGAAUUAUGUGUCAACAAGAUUUAUUAUGAAGCUUCUUACUACAAUAACAUUACUCUUAACUGCUGGACGGAAGGAACACCAAUAGUAAAUGACACGACUUGGCUGAAGACACAAGACGGUUGCUAUGUCACGCAAUAUGACUUGUAUGAGUAUGCAGGAGAUUCACCCCAUUGGACAACUGUCCAAGGCAGGACGAGAUAUAUGACUGAAUGCAAUCUUGGCCCUUGGAUUGACAGAACGGAGCUUAAGUAUUAUAAAUACGGCAUCGAUCUUCGCUUGACCUGUGUAGCUCCCACUAGGGGUGAAGAAAUUAUGAGAAAGAAGUACGAACCGAAUGUUACUUUAAGAACCACGGCCGCUUAUAACUCCUUUAGGAAAUGGUACAAAACGAAUUCAAAUUGUUACGUCCAUGAGACUACAUUGUGGCCCGUCGAAGACGAACAAGAUCUUGAAGAUUGCGGGCCUAUCCCACGAAGGUUAGAUCCAGACAAUCGUACGCCAGAACCGACGCCGAGCGCGACGAAGAUGCCUUCAGCGUUUCCGAAGCCAAGCGCUACUCCUACUCCUACAGCGGUUGUAAAGCCUCCUUCUACAGCUAAAGCCAUCACGGUUGUUGGUGAAGAAUACGUAAACUGUACAGCCAAUGGAUGGCCUAAGGACAACCCGGGGAGAGUGGUACGCCAGUACGAGUUUGGGCAGGAGGUUAUUCUCCAGUGCGGAUCGUAUGGAGACACUGAAGAUUUGUCACUUAGUGAGACUAUCUUCCUUUUUACAACCGAUUUUUGCUGGAUCAAGGAUCAGGAAACAGAUCCCCAGCUUCAAGAAGGCAAGUGA